This is a messenger RNA of Melanotaenia boesemani (Boeseman's rainbowfish), 2373 nucleotides long. It is a transcript of the gene orai2, whose product is annotated as ORAI calcium release-activated calcium modulator 2. The transcript has 4 exons. Gene Ontology annotation, biological process: store-operated calcium entry. The coding region runs from base 378 to 1181 and encodes 267 amino acids. Lineage: Eukaryota; Metazoa; Chordata; Actinopteri; Atheriniformes; Melanotaeniidae. The record is from RefSeq and is a predicted model, not a curated record. Gene Ontology annotation, molecular function: store-operated calcium channel activity. Gene Ontology annotation, cellular component: membrane.
CGAAUAGGUUUGUUGCAUUGAGCCGAGAGAGCUAAACAAAAUUAAGGAAACACCCCCACCCGGAAGUUGUGAGGUUUUCGGUCCGCUGAUUAGCUCCACCCGAACCGUCUGCAAGUGUCAGAGAAGAGCUCGUGUCCCAGGUAAGCGAGCUAGGAGCCGGAGCGAAGCGGGAACGUCACGAAUCGUAUUUCGGCUACUGGAGCGGAGCGGAACGGACCGGCUGUUGGCACGCGCGGGUGUAGACGGAAGCAGUUUAACCGAAACACCCAAACCAUCCCGACGGUGUGCGUUGAUUUAUUGUGUUGGUUAGAGACGUGCAGAGAAGACAGCUUCGAGUUUGCACUUGAGAUUUAAAAAGCACCUUUUCCAAAGGUGCCAUGAGCAGUGAGCUGAACAUGCCUAUGGGAUCCCCCGCCCUGGGGGUCUCAGAGCGGGCUCCGGACAGCGAGCGGAUGGACUACAGGGACUGGGUGAGACGCAGUUAUCUGGAGCUGGUCAGCUCCAACCACCACUCGGCACAGGCCCUGUCCUGGAGGAAACUGUACCUGAGUCGGGCCAAGCUGAAGGCCUCCAGCAGGACCUCUGCACUGCUGUCUGGCUUUGCCAUGGUGGCCAUGGUGGAGGUGCAGCUGGAGGCUCAUUACAGCUACCCCCGAGUGCUCCUCAUCGCCUUCAGCGUGUGCACCACCGUGCUGGUGGCGGUCCACCUCUUCGCUCUGCUGAUCAGCACCUGCAUCCUGCCCAACGUGGAAGCCGUCAGCAACAUCCACAACCUGAACUCUGUCAGCGAGUCGCCACACGAGCGCAUGCACCACUACAUUGAGCUGGCAUGGGGCUUUUCCACAGCCCUGGGCAUCCUGCUGUUUUUAGCAGAGGUGGUGCUCCUCUGCUGGGUCAAGUUCCUUCCUGUAGAUGCCGGGAAGCCCAAUCCCUGCUGCACCACCACAGCCAGCCCUGCGGUCACGUCCACCACCCCGUCGCCCUCCAACAGCGGCUGGCAGGCUGCGCUGGCCUCAACCAUCAUCAUGGUCCCGGUAGGAGUGAUCUUCGUGGUCUUUACCAUUCACUUCUACCGCUCCCUGGUGCGCCACAAGACGGAGCGCCACCACCAGGAGAUCGAGGAACUGCACAAGAUUAAGGUGCAGCUGGACGGCCACGAGAGGGGGCUCCAGAACGUGUGACGGCAGCUUCAUCUGUGUCUGUCUGCCAUGUGCUCUGCUUGUUGUCAAAGCCGGAACUCCGGAGCAGUGAGCUUUCCAGCCACUUUUUCACUUUCAGGAUGCUGUUUACAGAAAAAGGGCUUUUAAUGUUCAGAGUGGUUUUUCUGCCAUGUGUUUGACCUUUACCCUCGAACUGGAGGUAAUUCUUUCCAUUUGGGAUCUUACAAUCCCUUUGAUUCUCUUCUAAGUCCUUGUUUCUUCUUUGAGCACCAUUGCUUCUCACCUUGAGAAAAGGCUACUUGGAGCUAAUUAAUGCCAAAUGUGUCUUCUUUCUGAGCUUAGCCCAUCAGGCGUGAACUGUGUGUGUUCGAGCCGUCAGUCGUGUGACCCGUCAGCUUUUACCCUUACAGCUGAAAAUCAUAUGAUAUUGAUAAGUUUAUUAGCUCUGAAUCAGGAUCGGCAGUAUCUGGAGGCAGUUGCUGGCAUUUCCACUGGAAGCUGCCGACACUUGGACUCUAUUACAGAUGUAAAACUAAAUUCAGAGUAGAUGAAACUCUGCCGAAGUCCCAAACUCCAUGUUUCAUCUCAACCAGCUGCACGGUAAAGUUUUAACUGAGAGUUGAGCCGUGUUGUCUCGUGCCAUGUUGGGGUUGUUCGCCACCAUUUCUGUCAAGUGUGGGUAAAUAUUUUCUUCCUUUCUGUUACAAGGACCACGAAGCCUGUUUAAAAAUAAGGAUGCUGCUUAAAGCUCGUAUAUGAAUGUGUUCCUGCCUUAAAUAAAUAUAUUAUUCAUAUAAAUAAAGCCUUUUAUGAGCAGCUGAAGGUCAUAGGGCCAGUUCCUGUGCUGGGAUGGGGAGGUGUGUGUGAUGGAGGGCUGCUGGCAUGAAAUGAGAUCAGCAGCAUGGCUCUGGACCUCCGGUCCAGGAACUAUUUAUUAGAGACAUUUUUAAAGCAGAAUAUGUUGGCUCUUUUAUAAAAAUGGCUACUACAUUCCAAAUAUGAUGGCUGACCAAAGUGUUGCUCAGUUCUCGUCUCUUUUUACUCAGAAGAGACCGAAGUGCACUUGGAGCUUAUUUGUACAGCAACUGAAUUCUCUUGAUAUUAAAUUGCUUUGUUUUGUUUUUUGGGGGGAUUUAUGCUGAACACUGAUGAGGUUGUGAAAACCUGUUCAUGUACAUCCUGCUACAGACAUCUUAAAAAUAAAAAAUAUAUA